This is a messenger RNA of Brenthis ino (lesser marbled fritillary), 522 nucleotides long. Lineage: Eukaryota; Metazoa; Arthropoda; Insecta; Lepidoptera; Nymphalidae. The record is from the annotation of a GenBank genome assembly.
AUGUGGCGUAUCGCAUGUGAUACGGUAGGUCUAUACAAAACUAAUUGUUCUCUUUCUUGUUUUGGGCAUUUGUCUUUGAAUGAUAUUAUUACCUUGUUAGAGGAGGAAGAUGAACAAAAUUUACAAAGUGAAUAUGAUAUAUUUUUAUUUCCACCAGCAAAUGCUCAUACAGAGUUGAUUGCCGAGGACUCAGGGGAUGAGGAUAACGUUCAUAUCAGUAAUUCACCUCCAAGUUUACAUACAAUUAGAGCAAAUACUGAACUUCAGCAAUCAAAUGUUAACGAAUGUGAUGAAGGAGCAGAGACAAGCGAGCCACUCCGUAAAAUAAUUAAAAAGUAUAAUUGGAGGCAACAGGACUGUAAUGAAGUCAUUUCAGCCUGGAAACCAAUACUUCACGUGCCUCAGGAAAGAACUCCUCUUGAAUGGUUUUCUUUAUUUUUUAUGCAUGAGAUUUUUGAAUUGUUCGCCACCGAAACAAAUAAAUAUUUAACUAGAAAGAAUUUAUCCGCUGAUAUCAAAAUA